This is a messenger RNA of Telopea speciosissima, 1667 nucleotides long. RefSeq names its product fructose-bisphosphate aldolase-lysine N-methyltransferase, chloroplastic. The transcript is spliced from 7 exons. The coding region runs from base 65 to 1555 and encodes 496 amino acids. Lineage: Eukaryota; Viridiplantae; Streptophyta; Magnoliopsida; Proteales; Proteaceae. Gene Ontology annotation, cellular component: chloroplast. Gene Ontology annotation, biological process: peptidyl-lysine monomethylation. Gene Ontology annotation, molecular function: [ribulose-bisphosphate carboxylase]-lysine N-methyltransferase activity; protein binding; protein-lysine N-methyltransferase activity. The record is from RefSeq and is a predicted model, not a curated record.
AUCAGUUGGGUUGAGAAGGGAAGUCCGCCAGAGAGACUGAACUGAAAAACUCUGAAAGGAAAGCAUGGUCAUGGCGUCCCUCCUCUCUCUCCCUUCCUCCUCUUUCUCCUCAUCUUGCUCUUCUUCAGCUUUACUUUACUCUGCUAAAGCUCAAUCUUUCCCAAGAAAGGGGCUGACUCUUCAUCUUACAAGGUUUCUCAUUGUCAAUUCACUCAGCUCACCGGGAAGUGAGACACUUCCACCAGCCGUGCAGAACUUCUGGAAGUGGGUUUGUGACAAAGGAGUGAUCUCGGCUAAAUCUCCGCCUGUAAUGCCCGGAAUUGUACCGGAAGGACUGGGUCUGGUUGCUCAGAGGAAUAUAUCUCGCAACGAAGUGGUUCUUGAAGUACCCAAGAAGUUUUGGAUAAAUUCAGACACUGUAGCCGCUUCUGAGAUUGGGAAGGUCUUUGGUGGAUUAAAACCAUGGAUUUCUAUAGCUCUGUUUCUUAUUAGAGAGAAGGCGAGGGAGAAUUCACCAUUGCGUUGUUACCUUGACAUCCUUCCAGAGACCACAGAUUCCACCAUAUAUUGGUCAGAAGAGGAGCUUUCUGAACUUCAGGGGACCCAACUAUUGAGCACAACCUUGGGUGUGAAAGAAUAUGUGCAAAGUGAAUUUCUUAAAGUCGAGCAAGAAGUCAUACUCCCUCAAAAGAAUCUUUUCCCUACUCCUAUUACAUUGGAUGACUUCCUCUGGGCAUUUGGGACUCUCAGAUCAAGGGCAUUUUCACGGCUUCGAGGCCAAAAUCUUGUUCUAAUUCCUGUUGCAGACUUGAUCAACCACAGUCCUAGCAUAAUUACAGAAGAAUAUGCUUGGGAGUCCAAACAAGCAGGUCUCUUCUCCAAGGAUCUCCUGUUUUCUUUGCGGACACCAGUUUAUGUCAAGCCUGGUGAGCAGGUCUUGAUCCAAUAUGAUAUUGGCAAGAGCAAUGCUGAGUUGGCAUUAGAUUAUGGCUUUAUUGAAUCAAGACCAGAACGCAAUGCAUAUACCCUGACACUGGAGAUUUCUGAGUCAGACCCUUUUUUCGGAGACAAACUUGACAUAGCUGAGUCCAAUGGUCUGGGUGAAACUGCUUACUUUGACAUCAUUCUGGGUUGUUCUCUCCCACCAGCAAUGCUUCCGUAUCUACGGCUGGUGGCUCUUGGAGGAACCGAUGCUUUCCUUCUUGAAUCUAUAUUCAGAAACAAAGUUUGGGGUCACCUUGAGUUGCCUGUUAGCCGCGCCAAUGAGGAGCUUAUAUGUCGAGUAGUAAGAGAUGCCUGCAAGUCCGCACUCUCUGGCUAUCAUACUACCAUUGAAGAGGAUGAGAAGCUAAGGAACGGAGUGAACCUGGUCCCAAGGCUUGAAAUAGCAGUUGGAAUAAGAGCUGGUGAGAAGAAAGUAUUGGAGCAAAUUGAUGGGAUAUUCAGGGAGAGGGAGCUGGAGUUGGAUGUGUUGGAAUACUACCAAGAAAGGAGGCUCAAAGACCUUGGGCUGGUUGGAGAACAAGGAGAAAUCAUCUUUUGGGAGUCCAAUUAGGGUAUGGACUGUGUGUGUGUGUGCUAAUUUUGGUGUUUAAAGAGUAGUGUUAAGAAGGCUUUUGUUUGGAUCAUUUUUUUGUCUUGAGUAGCAAUGAUAAUUGGAUAUUUCU